UGUUAAUGUUUUACUGAUAUUAUAACGUACAUAUAUAUAGAGAAGAGAUGUAGAGAUCAACAUGGCUAGUAAUAUACUGAUACAUAUACUUGUUUCUUGUUUUAUAUUUGAUGUCAAUAUUGCUCUGGACACAUGUGAAGAUACAUCAAAUGCAGGACCAAUCUGUAAACGUAACUAUAAACAUUGUACAGAUAAACCUGGUGCUUGGAAAGGUUAUAUGGAGAAAACAUGUAUGUAUACCUGCAGUUAUUGCACUAAAGAAAAUGUAGCUUUAGACAAGAAUACGAAACACAGCUCAUUUUUCGAUCAAACUGGAUAUAAUUCAUCUAAUGCUGUAGAUGGUGAACGUCAGGAUAAAUAUGGAUCCUGCUCAGUUACAAAUAAUGGUGACGUCAAAUCAUGGUGGUGUGUUGAUUUACAGAAACAAUACACAAUUAACGAAAUCCGUGUUUACGGUGAAAACGGUGGUGUAGUUAAUGGUACCAUAGACAACCUAGCUAAUUUUACUGUGAUUCUCAGCAAUACUGGAAGUUGUGAUGAAGCAACUCUUAAAUCAUCAACGGUUUGUUAUAAAGAUCCUGGUAGUAAUAGAAAUCCGUAUAGAAUAGUAAGAUGUGAUCAACAACCAGAUGUUGAGUUGACAGGACAGAUUGUAUUUAUAACAACAGACAUGGAAUAUACAUCUCUAGGAUUAUGUGAAGUAGAGGUUUAUUCAGCUCGGUGUUCAGAUGGAUAUUAUGAAAAAUCUAGUGGAACAUGUUCAUCUUGUAAGUGCGGUGGCAAACCAUGUGAUGACAAUACAGGACACUGUAAACCAUGCCCUAUAAAUUGUAAGAAUGAUAAAUGUGAUGUUACUGGUAGAUGUACAGAUGGCUGUAAUGUGGGAUUCUAUGGUAUUGUUUGUACGGGUGAGUGUAGUCCAAACUGUAAAGACAAUGUUUGCUACGAAGCUGGUGUAUGUUCAGAUUGCAGAGAAGGAUUUUAUGACGAUGUCUGUUCAAAGAACUGUUCCAAUUGUAAACCAGGUGGUUGUAGAAGGAAUAGUGGUGUUUGUAUUAAUGGAUGUAAAGACGGAUUUUUUGGUAAUAAUGGAAAGUGUAAGCGAGUAUGUCCGAACUGUAAUCCAGGUGGCUGUCAAAUGAAAGGUGGAUCUUGUAUUAAUGGGUGUAAAGAUGGAUUUUAUGGUAAGAAAUGUGAAUUGAAGUGUUCAACAUGUAAACCUGGUGGGUGCGAUAAGCAGGGUGUUUGUGCCAAUGGAUGUCUAGACGGGUUUUAUGGGAGUGAUGGACUGUGUCUUAGAAAAUGUCCAAACUGUCUACCAGGAGGAUGUGAUAAAGAUGAUGGUGUUUGUAUCAGUGGAUGUAUAGAGGGUUGGAAUACAGAUACAUGCAAUACAAGUUGUAGUAGUUAUUGUCAAGGUGGAUGUAAUAGAUCAAAUGGUACAUGUAAAACAUGUUCUCCAGGUAGAUUUGGUGAUUAUUGUCAAUAUGAAUGUAGUAUUGGCUGUCAAGGUGGAUGUAAUAGAUCAAAUGGUAUAUGUAAAACAUGUUAUCCAGGUAGAUAUGGUGAUUAUUGUCAACAUGAAUGUAGUAUUGGUUGUGUUGAUAACAUAUGUUCUACAGAUGGGUCGUGUAGUUGUAAAGCCACUCAUUAUGGUGAUAAUUGUAACAGGACAUGUAAUGAUGGAUGUAUAAAUAGCGAAUGUUCUAGUAAUGAUGGCCUUUGUUCAUGUAAAGGCACCCAUUACGGUGAGAAAUGUGAACAUGAAUGCAGUAACAAAUGUAUUGAUAGACAAUGUACAGCAUCACCCGAAUCGGGUGAACUACGCUGUACAGUUGGCUGCAUUGAUGGUUAUAUAAAUUCUGACUGUCAAACACCAUGCCCUGUUAACUGUAGUAAAUGCAGUUAUUCAGGUUGUGGAUCCUGUAAACCAGGUUGGUAUGGUAACAAGUGUCAGACAUCUUGUCCUAAGAACUGUCCAAAUCAAUGUAAUUCGGUAUCUGGCGAGUGUGAUGAGUGUGAAGGCAACACAUUUGGCAGGUUUUGUAAUUCAACUUGCAGUAAUGGAUGCAGAGAGCACGAUACAGAUACAAUAUGUAACAUGACUGGUGAUUGUUUAUUUGGCUGUUUUAAUGGUAAUUAUGGUAAAAGAUGUGACAAAACAUGUAGUCCCGAGUGUAGUAAUAGAGGCUGCGAUCAAACAGGAAGAUGUUAUGAGUGUCUUGAAGGAUAUCAUGGUGACGGCUGUGAGAUGAAGUGUGUUAAAUCCUGUAGUGGGCGAUGCAGUAGACAAGAUGGCCAGUGUAAUGAAUGCAUCCCAGGGUAUUAUGGUAAUUACUGUAACAACACUUGCAGCACUACUUGUUUAGAAGGAUGUAAAGCAUCGGAUGGUUACUGUAAUAAUUGUACAGCUGGUUAUUAUGGUAAUUAUUGUAACAACUCUUGUAGCACUACUUGUUUAGAAGGAUGUAGAGAAUCAGAUGGUUAUUGUAAUAAUUGUACAGUUGGUUAUUAUGGUACUUAUUGUAACAAUUCUUGUAGCACUUCUUGUUUAAACGGAUGCACAGAAUCGAAUGGUUACUGUAAUAAUUGUACAGCUGGUUAUUAUGGUAAUUACUGUAACAAUUCUUGCAGCACUACUUGUUUAGAAGGAUGUAGAGGAACGGAUGGACACUGUAAUAAAUGUGUCAAUGGUUAUUAUGGACGAACAUGUAAUAAAACGUGCAGCGAUACGUGUUACGGGGGUUGUAAUAGAGAGGGUAAAUGUUUAGGAUGUAAAUAUGGUAGGAGAGGAUCUGUCUGUUCUCAGGCAUGUUCGUCUUUAUCUAAAAAUUGUAUUCAGUGUCAUCAAUCUAUUCCACGUUGUCAAUACUGUAAAUCUGGUUGGUAUGGAAGACAAUGCAAUGAGCGAUGUCCUACCGGGUGUCUUGGUGAUAGUUGUAACCUUAACGGAAGUUGUAAUUCCUGCAAACUAGGACGAUCUGGACAAAGGUGUGCAUUUUGUCCACCUGGAUGUUUAGGAGAUAAUUGUACUAAAAAUGGAACUUGUAUGGCCUGUAGACAAGGUAGAUUUGGUAUAAGAUGCAGAGACUUCUGUCCUACUGUAUGUCCAGACAUCUGCCACAUGAACGGAACUUGUAUAUCAUGUAACUCGAGGUCUUUUGGUACCAUGUGUAAUAAAACCUGUCCUAUAGGAUGUUUAGAUAAUAUAUGUAACAUGGAUGGUACGUGUGAAUCUUGUAAACAUGGAUAUUAUGGAAUAACCUGUGACAAAAAGUGUAGUACCAAUUGUAAAUCUAUCCUUGGUUUAACUGUAUGUAAUAUAACAGAUGGUUCAUGUAUGGAUGAUUGUGGAGAUGGUACAUCUGGACAUAACUGUACAGAAGGCUUACCUAAAGCUGAAACAAGUAAUAACAAAACUACUGGUAUAAAUAUUGGUUUGGUUAUUGGUAUUGGUAUUGGUAUUGUUGCUGUUAUAAUUGCUGGUGUUGUUAUUAUAGUUUACUGUAAGAGAAGAAAGACUUUAUGGGUAACAAAAAAUCGUGAACCACGUUAUGAUUAUAUUCUUGUCGGAGAUGUCGUUACUACAAGUGGUGUAUCAGAAGAUGAAAGGGGGAAAUCUGACCAAAAUACAGACGUAUUAACGGAAAAAACAUCCAAUAUAUGUAUUAACAGCCAACAAAAAUCGAUAUCGGCUAUCGACUAAGAGUGGUUAAAAUAAAGCACAACAGAGACAAUUAUUCUAACUUAGGAUACGAAGGUGUAACAAAUUUCUAUUACAAAGCUGAUUUAAAAUUUUAUUAUUGCACCACCUUUCUUGUCAAUCUAUCUGUUGAAAGCCAUAAAAUUUAAAUUGUUGGACGAUAAUAUUUUUUUUAUAAAAUAAAUAAAUCACAUAUGUGUUAAAAUGUACAAUUCGACUUUUGGUUGAUGUAAUGUGAUAGGAAGUGUAAAACAGAUUAUAGUAUGUUGGACAGGGUUAUUUAUUUUCAAUGUCGCUCCGACUGUUCCCAUUCAGAUUGAUUCAAUUAAAGCUGCUUGUAGAAGCUAUUAAACGU
Molecule: messenger RNA, 4058 nt
Organism: Patella vulgata (common limpet)
Lineage: Eukaryota; Metazoa; Mollusca; Gastropoda; Patellidae
Product: multiple epidermal growth factor-like domains protein 6
Exons: 7
Coding region: 62-3706 (1214 amino acids)
Molecular function (GO): scavenger receptor activity
Source: RefSeq, a predicted model, not a curated record